CAUGGCGGAAGUGACGCAGUUGCUGUGUUUCCGGUGGCUGGUCCGUCUACUCGAGCGUCAGGAGCGGAUCGGUUCGGUUCGAUUAAUCGCAAUCAGAAACAUAAACUCCACACGUCAGAUGUCGUUCGGUGUCCCGCACGGCGGCGGCCGGCGCAGUAAAUGGGACCAGGCCGGUCCGGUGUCGUCUGGAGAGGCUGAUGGAGGUUCGGCUCCGACCGGAGCUCUGGACGCUGCCGCCGCCGUCGCCGCUAAGAUCAACGCCAUGCUGGUGGCCAAAGGCAAACUCAAACCGUCUCAGAUCAGCAGCGCUGCUCCCACAGAUAAAGUUGCAGGUGUUGGUGGUAAUAAGGUGAAAGAUGAUCUGGUGGUGGCCGAAGUGGAGAUUAACGACGUCCCGCUCACCUGUCGAAAUCUGCUGACCCGCGGACAGACUCAAGAUGAGAUCAGCAGAGUGAGCGGUGCAGCCGUGUCCACCAGAGGACGUUACAUGACAGCGGAGGAGAAGAGCAAAGCGCUGCCCAGUGACCGUCCGCUGUAUCUACACGUCCAGGGACAAACCAGAGACUUAGUGGACAAGGCCGUUAACCGGAUAAAAGAGAUCAUUACUAAUGGUGUAGUGAAAGCAGCCACUAACUCAAGCUACAGUGGAGCGACGGUCACCGUUUACCAGCAGCCUGGACCCGCUCCUCCACCCACAAUCCCCCCUGCCGCUCACAAAGCACACUAUCCAGGAGGAAUGCAUUAUGUGCAGGAUAAGGUGUUUGUGGGUCUGGAUCAGGCCGUCCAGGGGUUCUGUGUGAAGGAGCGUGUGGAGGGGCCCGGCUGCUCGUACCUGCAGCACAUUCAGGCCGAAACCGGUGCCAAAGUCUUCCUAAGGGGCAAAGGGUCCGGCUGCCUGGAACCCGCGUCCGGACGAGAGGCCUUCGAGCCCAUGUACAUCUACAUCAGUCACCCAAAACCAGAAGGACUUGCUGCUGCAAAAACCCUGUGUGAAAACCUCCUGCAGACCGUUCACGCUGAGUAUUCUCGAUUCCUGAAUCAGAUGAGCAGUGUGAUGCCCACACAGGGUUUCAUUCAGCCUCCUGCCGUUAACGGGAUCCCGCCGCAGCCUCCGUAUUACCCUCCCGCGGGCUUCCAGCCGUCCUAUCCCGCCCCCGUCCCGCCGCCUCAGCCCGUCGCUCCUCAGUAUCCGGUGGCUCCUGCGGCUCCGGCCCCCGUCCCCCCCCCGACCGGACAGUAUCCCAUCACUCCCGCGCCCGCGAGCGUCCCGGCACAGACUCUUCCUCCCGCUCCGUUUCCUCCCGCCGCGCCGGCUCCGCCCAAACCCUCGGCUCCGUCCAACCCGCCUCAGAAACGGCGCUUCACGGAGGAGGUGCCGGACGAGGCGGACAGCGGCCUGCUGGGAUAUCAGCAUGGACCCAUUCAUAUGACUAAUUUAGGUGCAGGCAUGUCUGUGGGCAGCUCUGAGGCGUCAGGACCCCUGUCUGCUGCUUCCUCGGGGCCUGUGAGAGAAAGAGACAGUAGCAGCAGACUCAUGCCGCCUCCGUGCGCACCGGCGCCAGUCAACGGGCCGAGAGCUCAGAAGGCCGACGAGAAGACGCCAGCGCCGAGCCUCCUGGAGCCGCAGGUGAAGCGCGCACGGACGGGGCUGGUGGCGUACGCCGGCGACUCCUCCGACGAAGAGGACGACCACGGACCCUCCAAAGCGGCCGGGGCGGCAGGUAACGCGGCCUCGGGAUGGACGUACCGCUGCCCGUCGUCGCCGCCCUCGCGGCCCAAAACGCAGACGCCGCAGACGCAGACGACGCAGCAGCAGCCCAUGCCCUUCUGGAUGGCACCGUAAACACAAUCACAUACACACACACACACACACACAAACUCUCCUGCCUCCUCAAGACUGUCCUGUGGGAUUAUGGGUGGACGGAGGCGUGUCGGCCGCAGGAUCGCGUGUCUAACGGCGGCUGUGCUUUAAUUUCUCUUCAUCCGUUUGAUUUGUAAAGUUACUUCCUCUGUGAGAUUCUCUUGACAAUAAACACACGCUUUGACUCACACACA
This is a messenger RNA of Labeo rohita (rohu), 2055 nucleotides long. RefSeq names its product KH domain containing 4, pre-mRNA splicing factor (gene khdc4). Bases 2 to 1843 code for a protein of 613 amino acids. The record is from RefSeq and is a predicted model, not a curated record. Gene Ontology annotation, cellular component: nucleus. Lineage: Eukaryota; Metazoa; Chordata; Actinopteri; Cypriniformes; Cyprinidae. The transcript has 14 exons. Gene Ontology annotation, molecular function: RNA binding.